Messenger RNA from Erinaceus europaeus (western European hedgehog), 3328 nucleotides. RefSeq names its product ankyrin repeat domain-containing protein 65. Bases 1 to 1035 code for a protein of 344 amino acids. Gene Ontology annotation, cellular component: cytoplasm; nucleus. The record is from RefSeq and is a predicted model, not a curated record. The transcript is spliced from 3 exons. NCBI's taxonomy places the organism in Eukaryota, Metazoa, Chordata, Mammalia, Eulipotyphla, Erinaceidae. Gene Ontology annotation, molecular function: protein binding.
AUGGUAACCCCCCCUCCCGUCCCCAUCCCCUGCAGGGACGGCUCGGGCAGAACCGCGCUCCAUCUAGCGGUGCUGCGGGGCCACGUGCCCUUCGUGCGGCUGCUGCUGCGGCGCGGGGCGCGGGCGAGCGCAGAGGACGCGGCGGGGCGCACGCCGCUGCACGAGGCGGCCUGGCACGGGCACUCGCAGGCGGCUGUGCUGCUGCUGGGGCGCGGCGCGGCGGCGGCGGCGCGCUCGGGAGCGGGGCUCACCCCGCUGCACUGCGCAGCCGCACUGGGCCGCUACCUGUUGGCCGGCAACCUGCUGGUCGCCCUCAGUCCCGGCACCUCCUGGGCCCCGGACGCGCGCGGCUGGACUGCAGCGCACUGGGCGGCGGCAGGAGAUCGGCUGUCAGUGCUGGAGUUGCUGCUGGAGGCGGGCCUGGAUGGAGCGGGGCGGGACGGAGCGCUGCUCGUGGCGGCGGCGGCGGGGCGCGGGGCGGCGCUGCGCCUGCUCCUGGAGCGCGGGGCGCGGGCGGACGCGCUGGACUGUGCGGGGGCCUCGGCGCUUGGAGUUGCGGCUGCGCUGGGCCACCGGCAGGAUAUGGAGGUGUUGCUUGCCUGUGGAGCCGACCCUGGCCUCAAGGACAGGCACCACCGCUCGCCACUCCACAAGGCGGCCUCUGGGGGACAUCUGUCUUCAGUGGAGCUGCUGGUGAUUUGGGGGGCCGAAGUGGACUCCAGAGACUCUCUGGGCCUUUCCCCACUGCACCACGCUGCCCGGGGUGGCCACGAGGACAUCUGCUGCUGUCUGCUGGAUGCGGGUGCUCAAGUCAAUGCCACGGGCUGGCUCCACACUACCCCCCUGCACUUGGCUGUGGAACGAGGCCACAAGCCCAUUGUGCAACUUCUGCUGCGCAGAGGGGCCAACCCUAGCCCGAGGUCGCAGUGGAGUGAGUCAACCCAGGAUGUAUUGUGUGAGGGAGGCCAAGCCACCAUAAUGCCUGCCUCCAGUGGGGCUCAGAAGAACGGGGGUGCCCUUCUCCAUGGUCCCUGAGCCUCUGAGGGCAGAGCAGUGUCCUGGGUCCUCUUUGCAGUUUGGUCCCAGAGAGAUGUUCCUACAGGAAGAAACAUUGCUGUGUCUGAGCCAAGAUGCACCCCUUUCUUGAAGAUGCAGCCCUGUGUGCCUCCGUCCAUUCACCACAGCCUGGAAGAGCUUGACCAAAGGGAGGGUUUCCCACUUUUCUGGACACCCUGGGGGCUCAGCCCUCCCUAGCUAGGACUACCUUUGAUUCUGUGUUUAUGUCCUCUGGAUCCAGAGCACCUCCUGUCAGUCACCCAGUAUCAGGUACCAAGGACAGGCCGUGUGCUGUGCUCUGCUGAGAUGGUCAGCCAGUCCAUCCUGAGGCCCCUGCCAUUUCUGCAGGGACCCUGAGCAAAGGGCUCUCCCCCUUACUCCUGUCUGCCUCCUGACUUUGGUGAAUCCUGCUGUGGUCCUUGGGGGACCUCUUGUCUAAGGAAGAGUAGCAGAUACAAUAAACAGAUAUUAGUACCAUCACCACUGCCUUAAAUUAAAAAUCUUGGGGGGUCAGGCGGUAGCGCAGCAGGUUGAGUGCACAUGGUGCAAAAAACAGGGACCUGCAGAAGGAUCAAGUUUCCAGCCCCCGGCUCCCCACCUGCAGAGGGGUUGCCUCACAAGCAGUGAAGCAGGUCUGCAGGUGUCUAUCUUUCUCUCCCCCUCUGUCUUCCCCUCCUCUCUCAAUUUCUCUCUGUCCUAUCCAACAAUGAUGACAUCAAUAACCACAAUAAUAAUAACCACAACAAUGUUAAAAACAAAACUAGGGUAACAAAAGGGAAAAAAAAAAGCCUCCAGAACAGUGGAUUUGUGGUAUAGCCACCGAGCCCCACCAAUAACCCUGGAGGAAAAAAAAAAAUUUUAAAUCUUGGGCCCAGGUGGUGGUGAACAUUACAAUGUGCAAGGACCUGGGUUCAAGCCCCUGGUCCCCACCUGCAGGAGAAGUGGUGAAGCAGUGUUGCAUGUGUCCCUCUCUCUUCUAAAUAUUUUAUUUAUUGGUUGAUUGGCUAGAGACAGAGAAAUUGACAGGCAGAGAGAGAGAGAGAGAGAGAGGAAAGACAGCUGCCACUCAUGAAGCUUCUACCCUACAGGUAGGGAUGAAGGACUUGAACCUUGGUCCUUGCACAUUGUAACAUGUAACAUGCCAUUGCACGGCCCUCUCUAUCUACCCUUUCCCUCCCAAUUUCUUUGUCACUAGUAAAAAAUAAAUACAAUAAAAUUAAAUAUAUAAAUAUUUAAAAAACAAACAAAGUCUUGAUUACAGCAACCUGGGAGGUGGCAUAGUGGUUAAGACCUUCAACUCUCAAGCAUGAGGUCUUGAGCUGGACCCGUGGUGUCACGUGUGCCGGAGUGAUGUUCUGGUUUUUACUUUCUUUUUUUCUUUCUUUCUUUUUUUUUUUUUUUUUUGCCUCCAGGGUUAUUGCUGGGGCUCAGUGCCUGCACUAUGAAUCCACUGCUCCUGGAGACCAUUUUUUCCAUUUUGUUGCCCUCAUUGCACUUGUUGUAGUUGUUAUUGUUGUCAUAGCUGUUGUUGUUGGAUAGGACAGAGAGAAAUGGAGAGAGGAGGGGAAGACAGAGGGGGAGAGAAAGAUAGACACCUGCAGAUCUGUUUUGCUGCUUGCAAAGUGGCCCCCCUGCAGGUGGGGAGCUGGGGAGUCGAACCGGGAUCCUUACACCGACUAUUGCGCUUUGUGCCAUGUGCACUGUGCUACCACCCAGCUCCCGGGUUUUUUCAUUCACAAGUGAUUUUUUUUUUCAAAUAUUGAUGAGAGUAGGAACAAAAGACCAUGGUAGAAACAGUGGCCCCUGUAGCGCAGGGGGUUAAGUGCACGUGGCACAAAGCGCAAGGACCGGUAGAAGGAUCCCGGUUUGAGCCCCCAGCUCCCCACCUACAGGGGAGUUCCUUCACAGGCAGUGAAGCAGGUCUGCAGGUAUCUUGUCUUUCUCUCCCCCUCUGUCUUCCCUUCCUCUCUCCAUUUCUCUCUGCCCUAUCUAACAACGAUGACAUCAAUAACAACAACAACAAAAACAAUAAAAAGACAAGAACAACAAAAGGGAAAAAAAAAAGAAACAGUGGCCCCUGAUGGUACACUUGUGUCUUGAGAAACUUUUAUCAUUAUUUCAUUUAAAGAUACAGGUUAGUGUGACCAUAUAAAUAACACAACUGGUAGAGCAUUGGACUUACUGGCCUGAGGAUCCUGGUUCAGUCCCUGGUACCACAUGCAUAUGGGAGUGCUUUGACUUCUCUGUUUAUUCCAUAUGCAAUAAAUAAUUU